ACGUUUCUGUCCCUCCUCCUUUUUCCUCCUCCCUCCUUGUCUCUGUUGUUUUCUCUGUUGCCUCAUCUGACACAGGAAUAUGAGCCGACCAUCUACCACCCUAAACGCUCCUCUCAAAGUCUACACCAGGACUUCACAGUUCAGUGUGAGAAGAUGGACAUCCCUUCCCUCUCCUAUCUCCCCACAGAGGUGCAGCUCAUAAACGAUGCCUACAACCUAGUGAUUGAUGCCAUGCUGGGCCCAGAUACAGACUGCGCCAACAUUAAGGAGCCAUACCCCGGUAUUCUGGUCACCCUGAAGCAAAUCAAGGUCCCUAUUGCUAGUGUGGAUGUGCCCUCAGGUUGGGACGCAGAGGAACCGAGUCAAGAUGGGAUUAACCCAGAAGUUCUCAUCUCACUCACAGCGCCAAAGAAGUGCGCCAUGAGUUUCUCCGGGAAGCAUUUUUUGGCCGGACGCUUCUUGCCCUAUGACAUCCAGAAAAAAUACGACCUUAACCUCCCGGACUACCCUGGCACAGACUGUAUCAUAGAAUUGUAACACAUGGGGAAAAUAAGAUCCAGUGUCCGCUCCUCAUUUUCAAAAAUGUUAGGUUGAUCUAUUCUCUUGUUUUGUACUUUAUGGAUUGUUAAUGUGAUUUAAUGUUAACAGUUGGGUAAAUCACGCUACACCUUAGCUAAAUGUUGAGCUGCAGUAGAAGGAUCAUUUUUAGAAGCUGUGGUUUGAGUCAAGUCCUUUCAGAGAAUGGCAUGAGGAGUAUUUGUGUCAGUCUACUUGUGAAAGCUGUAGCACUACACUGAUUAAUUUGCUAAAUAUGUUCACUUCUUUUGUUCACAGUCAGCAAAGAAAUAUGAAUUUUCUAUGAUGCGAGCCACUGGGAUGUUUUUUUCUUUAACAAUUUUUUAACGUUCUUCUCAUGUUGAACUUUUUACUGAAUUGUGCUAACGAGAUAAGAUGUUGUGCAGAUUGGUCAUUUUGAACUUUCUGUUGAUGUGUUUCUGGUUUGUUUGGAGUUACUUUUGUCUAUGUUAUUUCAUCAGCUGUAAAAGGCACAGACCGUUCUUGUUGUCCAAUAAAAACAAAAGAAAACCCUUCAAGGAUUCAA
Molecule: messenger RNA, 1102 nt
Organism: Notothenia coriiceps (black rockcod)
Lineage: Eukaryota; Metazoa; Chordata; Actinopteri; Perciformes; Nototheniidae
Product: yjeF N-terminal domain-containing protein 3-like
Exons: 3
Cellular component (GO): mitochondrion
Molecular function (GO): NAD(P)HX epimerase activity
Source: RefSeq, a predicted model, not a curated record